Molecule: messenger RNA, 990 nt
Organism: Helianthus annuus (common sunflower)
Lineage: Eukaryota; Viridiplantae; Streptophyta; Magnoliopsida; Asterales; Asteraceae
Exons: 4
Coding region: 1-990 (329 amino acids)
Source: RefSeq, a predicted model, not a curated record
AUGGCUAUGAUAUCUCUCAAGGCUAGAUGGUUCAUGAUUAGAACUGGCAGGAAGUUCAUUGGGAAGAAGGUAGCAAGUGAUGAAACCAAAGCUGCCAAAGAACAGAAUGUUGCGGAAAAGGUCAAGCCUAAGGCUGAUGAUGUACAUGUGCAAUCUGAUGAAGAAGAGAAGGCCAAAGCUGACUUUGUUGCAUAUAUGGCUGAUUUGAGUAAAGCUACUGGUGAAAAAAAAGAGUCUCAAUACAUAAAGAAAAUAAAAUCAUGCGAAGCUGAAGUUCAAACUUUAACUGAAAAAUUAAAUAAAGAGCUUCAAGUGAUAGAUUUAGCACAUGAGACAAUGAGAGAUAAAACAAAGGAGCUAUCUGACAAGUGCAAAGAAUUGUCUGAUUCACAAGUUAAGAUUGUUGAGCUUCAAAGAAAAAUAGACCAAUUUAGAAACACAUCUUUUGUAAUGAAUCACAUGAUGGGAAACUUAAAAAAGAGUAUUGAUCGAACAAUGAUGGGAUUUAAUGAAGUUCCUCCUGUUCAUCAGGACUAUACAUUUUUACCACAUGAAGAUGAUUUAACAAAUUUUGUGUAUGGUGUAGUUGUGGUUGAGCCGAUGACCGUCGAAGUACUUGAUAGUUCCGCAUCUGAGAAUGAUGGUGAAUCUGAGUAUGAAGUGGCUGAUGUUAAGAAUGAAAUCAAACAAAACACUGUUUUUGAUGAACUGCUAAGGAGACUGAUCAACUUGUGCUAUGUUGACAGUGGUUGCUCCAGGCACAUGACGGGGGAUAAGAGGUUGCUUACAUAUUUUGAAGAAACUAAUGGAGCGUAUGUGAACUUCGCAGGAGCAAAAGGUGGAAAGAUAACAGUUCAAGGAAAAGUGACCAAUAGGAAGAUAAUGUUGGACAAAGUCAACUAUGUCGAGUUGUUCAAACACAAUUUGAUGAGCGUGUCGCAAGUCUGUGACAAUGGUUACUCUGUCCACUUUACCAAGUUUGAAGCAUAG